Messenger RNA from Chenopodium quinoa (quinoa), 1311 nucleotides. RefSeq lists its product as uncharacterized. The record is from RefSeq and is a predicted model, not a curated record. Lineage: Eukaryota; Viridiplantae; Streptophyta; Magnoliopsida; Caryophyllales; Amaranthaceae. Bases 1 to 1311 code for a protein of 436 amino acids. The transcript is spliced from 3 exons.
AUGGAGAUUCAAGAGCAACUGUUGGUGAUGGAGAUUCAAGAGCAACUAAGAAAGAAUGAAAAGAAAGGUUUAGACAGCUUAACACCUUUUGACUCUGAAAUCGAAGCUACUGCAAGGAGACGAAGAAGUAGAAGAAAGGGAUAUCAAAAUACAAGUAAAAUGAUUGAAAGAAUCAAAUCUUUAUUGGAGUACGGCAUACCUGAUACCGCAACUGGGCUCCUAUCCAGCAUUGUCAGACCACCUAUUACCGCUCAGAGCUUUGAAUUAAAACCUCAAUUCAUACAGUUCAUCUCCAAUGACUCAUUUGCAAGCACACCUCAUGAAUGCCCUGUUAGUCACAUAGACAGUUUCUUGGAUAAGUGUGACACCAUAAAGCUCAACGGUGUUACUGAUGAUGCUAUCAGACUUCGUUUGUUCCCUUUUUCACUACGGGAUAUUGCGAAGGAAUGGUUACGAGACGAAGGUAUAGGUUCCUUUGAUACAUGGGAUAAGCUUGCCAAAGCUUUCUUAGUAAGAUUUUUAGGGCAAGAGAAGACUGCAAGGUUAAGGAACGAGCUAGCUACCUUUCGUCAAUCUGAUGAUGAGUCUUUAUAUGAGGCAUGGAGAAGAUUCAAGAGCUUACAGAGACAAUGCCCUCAUCACGGUAUCCCAGAGUGGAUGUUGAUCCAAACAUUCUACAAUGGUCUGACCCAUGAGUUUCUCAUAUACAUUGAUGCUGCAUCCGGGGGUUCUCUCAUGACUAAGAACCCAACUGAAGCCAAAGAGCUAAUUGAGAAGAUGGCAGCCAAUGAUAAUUAUCAUCCAGGAGGUCGACAUAGUGUGAAGAAGGGAGGUAAAUUAGAUGUUGAUGCUCUAACUCUUUUGACUAGCUCUGGUCACAUUGCACCUAAUUGCCCCAAAAAUUCCAGUGAGAUGUCAAUUGAGGAGGCCAAUGCAUUCUACACCUCUAAUCCUAAAAGGCCGUAUGAUACUCAUUCAAACACAUACAAUGAAGGGUGGAGAAAUCAUUCGGACUUCUCUUAUAUGAACACUCAAGCUCAAUUGAAUUCUCCGUCACCACCACCUAGUUUUCAAGCAAGGGCAUCUUUUAAUCACCAACCCAUGAAUCAAAAACUACCACCGCAAACUUCAAAAUACAAUAUUGAUUCCAUUAUGGAGACUUUCACUACUUCCCAACUUCGACAGCAAGAGCUUAUGACAAAGCAAUUUGAGCUACAAGCAAAGCAAAAUGAACACUUUGAAAGCUCAAUUCAAAUGCUUAUUGUUCAAAAUAAGAGGAUAGAAACUCACCUUUCUCAACUUUCACAAUAA